Messenger RNA from Sinocyclocheilus anshuiensis, 3564 nucleotides. RefSeq lists its product as uncharacterized. Bases 1 to 3402 code for a protein of 1133 amino acids. NCBI's taxonomy places the organism in Eukaryota, Metazoa, Chordata, Actinopteri, Cypriniformes, Cyprinidae. The transcript is spliced from 10 exons. The record is from RefSeq and is a predicted model, not a curated record.
AUGUAUUCUUGGGCAAUUGGGAAUAAACAUGCAUUUCAUAGAAAGUGGGAACAUAAUUGUAAAAGCUGUGUGUUAACGCGCUCGUGUGCCGUAUGUGCUGCAGAUGAUGUGUCACGCGUGAAUAUGCUACGCUUUAUUCUGGACUGCCUGCGGCCGGCACGAGCGCGCGCUGCAGCCGCGACACGGGACACGGAGCUUGAGGCUCAGGUCAACACUUCAGACGAUAAUGAAAUCAAGGGUCUGCAGGAUGAGGUACACACGGAACAGGAGACUCUUCAGACGGUCAAGGCUUUGCGCCGUAACACACAGGAGACCGAGGAGAUGCUGGAAAAGAGGAAGACACAGCUGAAGGAAAAACUGCAGAUGAUCUAUGACCUCCAGAAACAGGAGAGAGAAGUGCUGCAGUCGCUGCAGGAGGAGCAACAGGAGCUGGAGCAGACAGUCCAGCAGUAUGAUGUGGAGCUGUGUGCCGCGGCUGAAGAUCUCCUGCAGCUCCAGCGGGAAGUGGCUUACGCCAAAGCACACGCAGAAAGCCUGCAUCUACGCGUCACUCCGCUGCAGGACUUAUUCGAGGAGAUUAUACAGGUUAAAAAGAACCUGGCUGAGCUGGUUGCUGGCCUUAUAACUGGUGAAAGUUCAGUGGCUGAGAUGACAGAAGCAGCUCAUUGUGUCGUUUUGAGCCAGGAGUUGGAAGGACAUGUGGAUGUUGUCGAAAGUGAGUGUGAUCAUGUCCUCAGUGAGAAGAUCAUGUCCAAAGCGGAAGGAGAGGACGUGAAUGACGUUGAGCAGGAGAGCACUGUAGAGGAGCUUGAUAAAAUGCAGUGUUCAAUGGAGAACUUGAAGAGCAGUGGCUCGUCAUCUUUCACUGAGAUCACACUGACAGAGGUCAAAGAGGAGGAUGUUAUGUUCAGAUCAACCACUCCACAGUCUGACUCUUCUGACAUGGAGAAGGAAGACUUUGAGAUCAUUCAACCUAGUCAGGCGACAAACAGACAGUUUGACUUCUUCCAUCCAAACCCCUUCACUGAUGGUGAUGUAUUUGGAGAUGACCAUUUUCCAAAGGUUGAUGUGACAGAGCAAUUACCCAGGGACCCGUUUAAAGGCACAGACCCUUUUGCCUCUGACGCUCUCUUGGUUAACAUGUCAGAAGAAAAGCAUUGUCAGGAUGACUUCAUCCCUGCAGAGAACAGUCUUCCAGAAACUGUACACUACCCUCUCCAAUCCGUCGUUAAAGACUACGGUACCUUUAACGCUCCCAUCAACAGGCCACAGUCCACUGGAAAGCGUGAUAGUGGUGUGUCCAUGUCCACUGAAAGCAGGAGUCUCAAAUCUGGCAGCGAUGUAGAUUCUGAGUGUGGGACAAACGCCACACCAGGCCAAAAUGGUGAUGCUGUGAAACCAGAUCUAUCAAACGAAGCUUUGCGUCCUCAGUUCGAUGAAGAGUGGGUCCAUGAAUCAGAUUCUAGUCACAGUUCUACAGUGUUUAAUUCCAUUGAUGCCGAUUCCAAUGUAUUCGCUGAAGAGGAGGAGGACAGGGUUGAUGUUCAGACUGGAUCUGGUUUAAUUAAAAGAGCUAACUCACUGUGUGGUCUACAGAGCAUCAUUGCAGGGUCUUAUACUGGGUUUCCUCUAAGUCCAUGUGACCCUGAUCCACUCUCAGGCGACUUCCAGAAGACCUUUGAACAUCAUAUUACCACUUCUGAACAAAAUGCUGCGAAUGCCGAAGAACUCGGAAAUACUGAGAGUUUAUCUCCAGAUAACAGUCCAGGUCCUCUGUGUGAACAGCUGCAUGAUAUAAAUAGUAAUCCCUCUAGCUCUCCUUCCAUUUCUCCUUCUCAACCUUCUGCUUUAGACGAAUGCGACUACAAAUAUGGAGAUAUGUUCUUCUUCACUGUGAGAUUAGAUCCUGGUAGCCCUGAACUACAUAAUCAAAGUCCGGCUUGUCCUGAGCCCAAAGAUGAGUCCCACGGCCAAAUGCAUUGGAAGGACGCCUCUUUGAGCCCUGAAUUCAAUGAUAAAGAUGAAUUUGAAUGUUCCAGUCCAAAGCCUGAAGACAUAGAACAACACAACCAGAUCACCAAUGACCAGAACACAGUGGAGCUGGAGAUCGUGACAAGCAGUGACCCUCCUAAACAUGAUGAGAUAUUAGUGCCUGAUUGUGAAAAGGAGGUUUUAGAUAUUCCAAGUCUUACAUUUGAGGAUUCAAAUGCUUGCCAAAGUGUGCUUGAUUCAGAGUGGAAUGACCAAUGGACGGCAAAUCCAGAUGUAGUUGAACCUGUUCCUGAUUCAUCCAUCCUGGACACAGAAAGCAAUCUGUCUAAUUCUGCAUCUCAAGACCUCUUUUGUCUGUUCAGUAACACAGAAACAUCAGCUACUGACCGGUUUUAUGCCCAUGAGCAACUCAGCCCUGAAUCCAGUAGUUCACAACACAAACCUUCAUCCUCUGAAAGCUUGGUCAUGAGUAAACUUGAACUCCAGUAUUUUGACCCAUUUAGUCCCAUACCUGCUGAGCCGGUCGAAGGCGUAUCUGACUUAGAAGAAAUGAACACUGUUAACUCGUUCUGUCAUGAAGCUCCAAGACUAGAUUCUGGUUAUCAUGAAGUUGGUACUCCUACUCCUUUUAGUCCAGAACCUGCUGACAAAUCCAAAUGUAGCAUUGAUCUUCAAGGACCAGGUUUGGAAGCCAGAAAGCAGAGCAACUCUGAAAUCCACGUCCCUGAUCCAUUUAGCCCCGAAUCAGUCGAUACGGGGAUAUUUGACUCGGAAACGGAAAACUGUGAGUCUGGUUAUAUGAUUACAAAGCGUCAACUCUUAAGUCCUCAACCACUUUACACAGAUUUAAAUAAUCUGGAGGAGAAGCCGAUAUCCGUGUCAUGUGACGUGCUAAGUGAUCAUCUCAGUGAUUGUUACCCCUUUGGUUCUUGCCCAUCUAAUGAAGAGAGCUAUGCUUACAGUAAUGAAGAAAAAAUCAUUAAACCAAUCCGAGAAGGAUCUGAUGCUUCGCGUGAAUCCAAACCUAGCUCAAUAGUGUCAAAUGCUAGUGAUUCUUCUCAAGUAUUUCACUGUGGUUCGGUGUGGGGAACCUCUGAAAUGAGCUUUCCCAACCCUGAAGUGCUCGACCCAAUGAAAAACAACAUUUUUGAUUUUAAUACAAUGGAUGUUGGAUCAUUUGUGUCUGACGUAAGCCAACAAGUUGAAGAGGCUACACAUGGUGCUGGAAAAGUACUGAAAAACACCGACCUGACUGAAAUGGACUAUUUCUGUUCUGAGCUCAGUAAAAUGGUAUCCUCAAGUUCAUCUGAUUCUGUUCAACAGAGCGUUGCUGAGAUGUUAUUCGGCGCUGAUCCAAACGCCUCAAGCUUUUACCCCUGGGAUUUUGAAAAGCCACAACACAGUUGUUAGUUUUCAGACCCAUUGUGCUUUAAUCAGUCUCAUUAAAUCACAGUUGCAUUUUCACAUGACUUUUCCAUUGUUAUAUGGGGAAAAAAUAAGUGUCUAAGUGUAAACGAUUGUAAAUGUCAAAGUGUCUAAACUUCAUGUGACUCACUUUUGUAGUUGCAUUUC